Molecule: messenger RNA, 3030 nt
Organism: Pocillopora meandrina
Lineage: Eukaryota; Metazoa; Cnidaria; Anthozoa; Scleractinia; Pocilloporidae
Source: the annotation of a GenBank genome assembly
AUGGCUUGCGCAACACCACCGACUUCAUCCACUAAGGGAAGAACGAACUAUGCCCGCUUGUGUCGUCUGCUGGUUGAUAUUGGAACCCAGGCCCUCCGAGAUAAAUUCGAUGAAAUCCAUCCCCCAGCAAAACUUCACGCAGUUUUGGCGGAAAACAAGGCAGAGUUAGAGAAGCUGAGGGAUCGAAGGAUUCUCUAUUCGCCUCAGAUGGACAAGCUUUUUCCUUCUGACCCUACUCAAGUGUCAUCAGCAGGAUUUGACAUCACACUUUUAACUGCUUUAUUUCGAAAUAUCUGCGACUUAUCUGAACCCUCGAAAGGAUGGAACAACCUUCCUCCCAAGUCAGACGAAAGCACUGCAGCAGACAUUGCUCGUGUGAAAUAUUACAGAAACACUGUGUACGCUCAUGCCGAGCGUACUUCAGUUGAUGAAGCGGAAUUCAAAAAAUACUGGUCUGACAUCCGGGCCGCUCUAGUGAGACUGGGAGGUAAUAAGUAUCAGAAAGAGAUUAAAAAUCUUGAAACUGCUUGCAUGGACCCUGAAACUGAAGAUAAAUACAAAGACCUUCUUGAAGAAUGGCAGAAGAAUGAAAUAGGUAUCACGUAUAAACUGGACAAGUUGGGAAACCAAAUGGGGACUAUCGAAAACUAUCUAUCGAAACUAUCGAAGAAAGUAUUAAACAAUGGUAUGUUGAUUGUCUCUCUAUAGUUAUCCUGAAAAUUAUUUUGAUAAAUUAGGUAAAACAUUUUUGUUAUUAUUAUACCGAUAUUAAUGCAGUACUAGGAAUUCUCCCAUUUCAAAAAUAUGAUAUCUUCACCAGAUAGUGAACAAACUAUCCAUAUUUUAAGAUGGAAAGAUACGAAGGUCGUCAAGGGAACUGAGUUUACCAGCAUCAUUUUUGUGAGCGAGGAUGAAUAAGUGUCUUCUGAAACCAGACUAUCUUUCUUAAGUUACCAAGGAUCAUUUGAGUAGCUCCUCCGAGGGGGGAGAAGCAAGGAGGGUGGGGUAAUAAUCAUUCUAUUCCAGUGGAGAUACCUCACAAGAGGGGAUUCGAAUGGUCUUUCCGAAUAAAAACCAAGAAUAAAAACCCUCCCAUUGUAAAUUUGAUAGCGCUACGCUACCUUUUAACGAAUGUCAUUAUAUCGUUCCCUUUGCACUCAGAUAGAUUUAUGUUGCAAUUCUUAACAUUACAACAAACCACGUCCUAAAAGGAAAUACAAGUACAUUAAUCCCUCAAGCCGACCAAUUUAUAUCUUGAAUUUAAGGAUUUUGGAUGGGCCUGUAACUAUAAUCUGUGUUUUUUCUCUGUAUUUAGGAACCGAACCUGUCGAGCCACCAACUCUGGAUUUUUACUGUGAGAAAUGCAAGAUGUGCAUUUCCGACCAGGAUAGAAAAAGUAAUCACAUUGAUCACCCUACAAUGAAAAAACGACAUGCUGCAGAUAGACAAAAGCCAAAGAUAAAAGAAGCUGUGAAGAAAAUGGAAGAGAAAAUUCGUGUUUAUGAGAUGAAGGUGGAAGAAGCAGGCGACCAGUUGACACGAAGUCAAAGAAACAUUGAAAAAGCCCGAGGAGUGGUAGCGAAGACUGUUGAAUCUCUCAUACAGAUGUUACAGGAUCACAAAAAGGACACGGAGAACAUUUUGAACGAUAUUGAAGAAGUUCACAAAAAACACAACGAACACUUAAGGCAGUCUUGCGAGCGGUUAAAAACCAAAUCAGAAGAAUUACAAGCCACCUUAAACAAAAACGACCCUGAUGAAAUUUUAGAAACUUGUCAAUCUGUCGAUGAAUAUGGCAAAGAUCUCUGCGAUGCUGGCAGAAGUCAUCAUAAAACACCGGCGCUGAAUGUCAGGUACGAGACAAACGAUGAAGAUAUUCAAAGAAUAAAAUGCGCAAUCCUGGGCCGAGUCGUAAGUGACGACAAUUCAACGACUGUCUACUCAGUGGUAGAGAGAGAAGGCCUGCAAGGAGUAGAAAUCGGAAGAGCGUCUUCCCUCAAAAUCCUGACCCGAGAUGCAAAUCAAAAACAGGUUUACAACGCGGACGAUAAGAUAGAAGUGAAAAUCCAGACUCCACUUGGAAAGGAUCUCAGCACUGAGAUUAUAAACAAUAAAAAUGGUUCAUACAUCGUGUCCUAUACACCUGACUGCGACGGACAACAUGAAAUAUCGAUCGCUGUCAAUGGAAACCCCCUUCCUUUAAAUCCCUGGCGUGUUCACGUGACUCCACAUCAAUACGAAAUUGGAUCAGUUUUCGGGAGAACUGGUAAAGCCACAGGAGAAUUUGAUGGACCUUGUGACAUUGCAAUCAACGAACAGACAGGGGACAUUGCCGUUGCUGAUGCUAAGAACAACAGGGUACAAUUGUUCAGCUCCAAUGGACACUUCACCAAAGAGAUAAGUAAAUCUGGCUGUGGUGGAAAGGAACUGAAUUCUCCUACUUCCGUGGGAUUCACCAAUUCUGGUGACAUCGUCAUCAUCGCUAGCGGUGAUAUUUAUUUCUUCAAUAACGAUGAUGACAGUCUCACAAAAGCUUCCAAAAAACUCGCGAAAGAUCCAAGAUUCUUGUCUGUCAGUGGCGAUAAGAAUCUGAUCUUGUGUGACUGGAGCGAUAACACAGUAAAGGUCCUCUCCCCUGACGGUACAAAAUUGAUGAUGAAGCCAUUCAAAGAUCGCCUGGUGAAUGAUCCUCCAUGGUUCGCUAUUAGUCACCAAGAGAGGUUCUUCGUUUGUUACGGCUUGAAUCAUGUAGUCAAAGUGUUCAACAAGGAUGGAUGGUUUCAGUACAGCAUUGGUGGCGUGGGCUGUGGUGACGGACAAAUGAGUUAUCCUACUGGAAUUACCAUUGACAAGUUCAACAACUUGAUCGUGUGUGACCCCAGCAACCACAGGCUGCUCGUGUUCUCACUGGAUGGAAAGUUUGUCAACUCAGUACUUGGCCUGGAGUGCCCUGGAACAGUUGCUGCUUCAUCGACUGGGCAGCUUUUUGUAACAGAUUUUACCAAAAACUGUAUUCAUGUCUUACACUGA